CUGCGAUGUUUCCUCGCUACUUUCUAUCACAAUUGUCUACCAAAAAGCACCGAAGUAGUAUGCCUAGCCAGUACAGUGGUUACAUUUACAUCGAUCGUCCAAAUUCUUGGUUUUCUUGGCAAGAACGGUUGGCAUGUUGCUAUCUAUGUUUUGUGGUGGAUAUGUGCCGGACUUUCCAUUCUAGCAAUCAUGGGCAUUCCAUACGUGUUUACGCAGAUCAACCCUCCUAGCAUCGCUGGUGUGUUACCAAACGCCCAGCUGCCUCUCGAGGAGGCUCUAACCGCCGCAGCUACUUGUGGCUCGCUAUGUACGAACGGUUAUUGGAGUUGUGAGAUUCGUGUACCUGUGAUCCUUGUAUCAUACCUGCUCUUGGGCAUCGCAAUCCUUUUGGCAUUUAUACUGGAUGCUCUUUUCCUUGGUCGUCUUUACAACCAAACAAAAGAUAAAAGGGCCAAGGAGAGCAAAUCACAAGCUCUCAACUUCGCUUACCAGAUCAUGGUCUUAGCAGGCCCGUGGGGCAAAGGCAGUGCUAGACUAACAUGCCUAGGAAAAGCAGUGCUUGAUGGAACUUUCAGUCCGUACAACAGUGGUACCAUGUUAACCAGUGAAGUAGCGUUUGCCGUAGGAUACUCCAGCAUCUUUGCCAGUAUCUUCUUUUGGGGCACUGCGAUAUUCUGCUGCAUGCUCUGCGAUAUACCAUUGGGUAUCCUUGUUGAAGAUGUCUACUCCAUUAAGGUCGGGAACUGA
Truncatella angustata is the source of this 747-nucleotide messenger RNA. RefSeq names its product voltage-dependent anion channel. The transcript has 2 exons. Gene Ontology annotation, biological process: transmembrane transport; sulfite transmembrane transport. Gene Ontology annotation, molecular function: sulfite transmembrane transporter activity. The annotation marks the transcript as partial. Gene Ontology annotation, cellular component: plasma membrane. The record is from RefSeq and is a predicted model, not a curated record. NCBI's taxonomy places the organism in Eukaryota, Fungi, Ascomycota, Sordariomycetes, Amphisphaeriales, Sporocadaceae.